CCAAAAAUAUUCACUAUUCAACAUUCAUUUUGUUUUGCUUCACAAAAACAAAAAAUCUCAACUUUCUAUUUUUCACAUAAAAAAAUAAUCUAUAAAUUAUUUUCCAUUAAAAUUUUUAUCAAAAAAAAUGGUUGCAACAAACGAAACACCAAUACCAACCGAAGACGAACAAGCUCCUGGUCAAGUACUAGGCGAUCUAAUCAUGCAAUUAGAAGACUACAUACCAACUGUCCCAGAUGCAGUUUCUGCCAAAUUUCUAAAUGCAGCUGGCUUUGAAGCAACUGAUCCAAGAAUUAUACGAUUAAUGUCUGUUGCAGCACAGAAAUUUAUUUCUGAUAUUGCUAAUGAUUCUUUGCAACAUUGCAAAACACGAACAAGCAAUACUCAACAUUCUUCAGGACACGGAUCAUCCAAAGGUCAGAAGCCAUCAAAGGACAGGAAAUACACUCUUGCUAUGGAAGAUUUGACUCCAGCUUUGGCUGAUUAUGGUAUUACUGUUAGAAAACCACAGUACUUUGUCUAGAACGGACGACGAAGAGAAUUCAUUUUUUACAAAAAUAAACAAAUUUUUAAAGUUUAGUGUUCUGAUUCCAUUGGAAUUCGAAACAAAACAAAUGAAAUAAAUGUCAAAAAAUGGAA
This is a messenger RNA of Episyrphus balteatus (marmalade hoverfly), 639 nucleotides long. Its product is annotated as transcription initiation factor TFIID subunit 10-like. The coding region runs from base 128 to 523 and encodes 131 amino acids. The transcript has 2 exons. NCBI's taxonomy places the organism in Eukaryota, Metazoa, Arthropoda, Insecta, Diptera, Syrphidae. Gene Ontology annotation, cellular component: SAGA complex; transcription factor TFIID complex; nucleus. Gene Ontology annotation, molecular function: promoter-specific chromatin binding; RNA polymerase II general transcription initiation factor activity. Gene Ontology annotation, biological process: transcription initiation at RNA polymerase II promoter. The record is from RefSeq and is a predicted model, not a curated record.